Brassica oleracea var. oleracea is the source of this 1116-nucleotide messenger RNA. RefSeq lists its product as uncharacterized. Lineage: Eukaryota; Viridiplantae; Streptophyta; Magnoliopsida; Brassicales; Brassicaceae. The transcript is spliced from 3 exons. The record is from RefSeq and is a predicted model, not a curated record. Bases 1 to 1116 code for a protein of 371 amino acids.
AUGUCAACUGACAACACAGACAACAUGCAGACUCCUCUCAACGGAGGAAGCAACGACAAUCAAAACACUUCAGAAGCAGCCGUGUCUGCCACCAAUGCAACAUCUAACGCCGCGACGCUCGAGGAGUUCAAAAAGAUGUUCUCGGCCUACAAAAAGAGGUCAGAAGAACAGGAUAAGCUUGUGGCAGAAGUAAGGGCCGUGAAAUCCCAGAUCCAUCAUGCUACCAGCACUGCCCCAGAAAUCGAUAGAUUACUCGAGGUAGCUCGGAAAACACCCUUCACUGCUCGCAUCUCGGAUACCAAGGUAUCUGACCCGGGAAAAAUGAAAGUACCAAAAUACGAUAUUACGGCUGAUCCUAAAGCGAACCUUCAAGCCUUCCAUAUCACGAUGGAAAGGGCCAGACUGAAGGAGAGCGAAAAGGACGCCGGUUACUGCCGUCUGUUCGUCGAAAAUCUGGAAGGAGCGGCGCUUGAAUGGCUGGCCGCAAAGCUACUAGCCGGAGAGCUCUCCGAAGUAACCAGCGUUAAAGAUCUCAUCCUUGAGACCGAUUGUCCUCCAAAGACCGACAAAAAUCCACCCGCGGAAAAUUCUCCUCGGAGAAGUCAAGCGGGGGAUAAACGCGGAAGGAUAUCGGACGACAAAGGAAACGAUAACAAUCGUCGAAGAGUGAACAUCAUCAUCGGAGGAUCACAGUACUUCAACAACACAAUCUCGGCCAUCAAGGCCUACCAGCGAAAAGCCGAGUCAAGUGCAAAUUGGCCUACAUGGUCUCCUCCCCGAGAUGGUCAAAGCGACUCGAUAACUUUCACUGAAAAGGAAGCCGACGGAAUCGAUCAACCCCACUGCGAUCCGCUUGUCGUAGAUCUCGUCGUACCAGAUCUGGAGGUCCCAAGAGUCCUCAUCGACACGGGAAGCACGGUUAAUGUUAUCUUCCGUGAUACUCUCAAGAGGAUGAACAUCGAACUCAAGGAAAUUACCCCAACACCGAAACCAUUGACGAGUUUUUCAGGCGAAACGUCAAUGACUCUCGGAUCGAUCCAGCUACCGGUCAUGCCAAGGAAGUUACCAAGAUCGUCAACUUCGCGGUGCUCGAUCAUCCCGCCAUCUAUAAUAUGA